Gastrolobium bilobum is the source of this 1172-nucleotide messenger RNA. RefSeq lists its product as uncharacterized. The record is from RefSeq and is a predicted model, not a curated record. NCBI's taxonomy places the organism in Eukaryota, Viridiplantae, Streptophyta, Magnoliopsida, Fabales, Fabaceae. The transcript has 6 exons. The coding region runs from base 123 to 947 and encodes 274 amino acids. Gene Ontology annotation, molecular function: protein binding; iron ion binding.
AUCUUUUUGAAAAAAGAUAAAAAUAAAAAUAAAGAAAAACUCUCUUUGUUCUAUUCAUUUUUAUUCAGAAGGAACAAGUGUUUGUUGGUGGUAAAUUCCUAUCCACACGACUUACCGGAACCAUGUCAGGUGUGGUUGCAGGUUCCUCCUCUUCAUGCUCUGCCACCUUCACCACCAGGAACAACCACCGCAUAAAAAACUCUCAUCUCACACAUUCCAAGUCACUUACUCCUCCUCAAUGCCAGAAAACAUCUUUACAAGGCCUUUCACUUCAUGAUGCCAAAAGGGGUGUCUCAAAUUUCUUCCUAAGUGAGAACAAGAAUGGUUCCUCCAUUGCUAGAAGGAGACUUGAGAUCUCAGCAAGAACUGCUGGGGCUUCAAAGACAAUUGAGGUUGAUGUUGACAAGCCACUUGGCCUCACCUUAGGCCAAAAGUCUGGUGGAGGUGUUGUUAUCACCGCUGUUGAAGGUGGUGGAAAUGCAGCAAAAGCAGGGUUAAAGGCAGGGGACCAAGUCCUUUAUACUAGCAGUUUCUUUGGGGAUGAAUUGUGGCCUGCAGAUAAGCUUGGAUUUACAAAAACCGCAAUCCAAGCAAAGCCAGACUCUGUCUACUUUGUUGUCAGCAGAGGUGCUGCGGUAGAUGUCAAAAGGCUCCCAAAGCGUCCUGCUCCCCCUCGCUUUGGAAGAAAACUGACUGAGGCUCAAAAGGCUAGAGCUACUCACAUUUGCCUUGAUUGUGGAUACAUAUACACCUUACAGAAACCUUUUGAUGAGCAGCCGGACGCAUAUGGCUGCCCACAAUGUCAAGCACCUAAGAAGAGGUUUGCUCGAUAUGAUGCUAAUACUGGAAAAGCUAUUGGUGGGGGCUUGCCUCCUAUUGGAGUUAUUAUUGGACUUGUGGCUGGUAUUGGUGGAGUUGGAGCUUUGCUUGUUUAUGGUCUUCAGUGACAUUUUAUCCCACCAUUUUCUCUCCUCCAAAGCUGUUUCAAUCUCUGAGCUUGUAUCUCAUAAACUCCUCUAAUGUUCAUGUGAAAGUUGAAGCUUUCUGUAUGAGAUUAAGCAUGUUCUGCAAAAUGAAUUUCAAAACUAUUGUUUUUUUUUUUUGUUUUUUUUGUGGGGGGUUUCAAAUAUUAGCAAUUUGCAGAGCUACAUGUGAUGACAUGAUAGCAUUGU